Dendroctonus ponderosae (mountain pine beetle) is the source of this 1090-nucleotide messenger RNA. RefSeq names its product probable dimethyladenosine transferase. Gene Ontology annotation, molecular function: rRNA (adenine-N6,N6-)-dimethyltransferase activity. The coding region runs from base 107 to 1027 and encodes 306 amino acids. The record is from RefSeq and is a predicted model, not a curated record. Lineage: Eukaryota; Metazoa; Arthropoda; Insecta; Coleoptera; Curculionidae. The transcript has 5 exons. Gene Ontology annotation, biological process: rRNA methylation. Gene Ontology annotation, cellular component: mitochondrial matrix.
CCCUCAACUUCCAGUCCACGCCUGUCGACAUAACCUAUAGCUAACCUCACUUUAGCACACAUGUAAACAAGGGGUGAUAGCGUGAGCCUUAAGCGAUUGCUUCAAAAUGCCUAAAGUGAGGGUUGAGAAGAAAAGCCGGGUGCAUCAAGAGGUGGCCAAGCAAGGUAUAACGUUCAACAAACAGUUCGGGCAGCACAUUCUGAAGAACCCCAUGGUUAUCACGUCGAUGGUGGAGAAGUCCGCUAUCAGAUCCACGGAUACAGUGUUGGAAAUCGGUCCUGGAACCGGUAACAUGACGGUGCGACUGCUGGAAAAGGCGAAAAAGGUGGUAGCGUGCGAAAUUGAUACACGACUGGUAGCUGAGCUGCAAAAGCGCGUGCAGGGCACCCACUUGCAGUCGAAGCUGGAAAUUUUAGUCGGCGACGUUCUCAAAAGGGAGCUGCCCUUUUUCAACAUUUGCGUAGCGAAUAUUCCCUAUCAGAUCUCGUCGCCUUUGGUGUUUAAGCUGCUGUUGCAUCGGCCGUUUUUCCGGUGUGCUGUCAUCAUGUUCCAGCGGGAGUUUGCCCAAAGAUUAGUAGCCAAACCUGGCGAUAAACUCUACUGUAGACUAUCGGUGAACACCCAGCUCCUGGCCAGAGUCGACAUGCUUAUGAAGGUGGGUAAAAACAACUUCAGGCCGCCCCCCAAAGUGGAAUCUUCAGUAGUGCGAAUCGAACCCAGAAACCCGCCGCCUCCAAUACCGUAUAUUGAAUGGGACGGUCUUACUAGAAUAGCAUUCACAAGAAAAAACCGAACUUUAGGGAGCGCCUUUAAACAGUCGGCGGUUCUGGCCGCUCUGGACAAGAACUACAAGCUCCAUUGCAGCCUACACAACGAAAAUGUGCCGGAGGACUUCAACUUGAAGGCCAAAUUGGAGGAGAUUCUGCUGAAAGCGGACGCAGCAGAGAAAAGGGCCAGGACAAUGGAUCAGGACGAUUUUAUGAGUUUGCUUCAUGCAUUCAACAGUGAAGGCGUUCAUUUCUCGUAGCCAGGCUCCAAAGAUGUGGUUGAUGUUUGUGGCGAGAGGGAUAAUAUAAAAGUAUUUUUGUUU